CUCGAUUUAACCACGAGCCACGACAGCUGACAAGUGUCAGGAGCGUCGUCAGUGUGUGCCAGUGAGGAGGUGUAGCAUUUAUUUCGUCUGCUGCUGCUGCUGCUGCGCCACUACUACUGCGAGUUUGCUGCGCGCUCCCGGUUUAGAGCAUAUAUGCACAGUAGUUGUUCAAGAUACUCGUGCGAAUAACAGCAAUCUCGCGCGCGCGCGCGCGCGCUCGCCUGUGUAUGCGUAUGUGUUAUGUUUGUCAGUUUUAUGAUAACAUUGUGAAUCCGCAUUAUCCGUGUUUGUUGUCUUCCGAGAUUGACUGACCUACCGGCACCGACUGGUCGGGAUUUUGGCUCCGGACUCCCGCUUACAUUGUUCCUCUCGGCAGGAGCACCGGCAUUAGAUUCCCGAUCCAGUUGCAACAAACAGAGCCAGCCAGCCAGCCAGCCAACCGACCAGAAGCCAAAGCGAAGCGCCACUCGCCCUCUCUAGAGCUGACAACGUUCUAGGAUGUAAGCGAAGAGAACACGAAGCAGUCGGCCCUUUGUCGUCCGUCAGUGAGUGGCGAGCGAGCAGCUCGAACUCGAGAACCGAACCGGGUAGUGUGCGGAUCCGUAGGCCGCUGGCAGUAUGCAGACAGCGACAGACGACGUUGCUGCGCUCGCUAUCAUCAUCACCAUUCUUCUGCGCGGAUCCUAGACACACACACACAGACACACAUCUAUCAACCAGCAUCCUCCGGCAUUAACCGUCCGGUGUCAACGCGCGUCAAUCAAACAGGAUCGAUCGCGCGAAGGAAAGAAAAAAGGCGAUCAUGUGGUGGUGCGGUGCAGGGCUGCGGAGCCGGUCGGCCGGCCGGGCGCAAUGCCUGCUGCAGCUGGUACUGGUUGCGGUGGUGCUGGUUCGCAUCGGGACCGCCGCCGCCGCAAACUACAAGGUGGGAGUUGGCCGAGCCGACUGUACUGGCCCUUCGGUGGAGAUCACUUUCAUGGGCUAUGCCCAGAUAACGCAGCGAGGCACCGGUAUCCAUCUGCGCCAGUACGCCCGCUCGUACAUCGUGGACGAUGGUAGCGGCGGACGGUUCGUGUUCGUGAGCGUCGACGCCGGUAUGAUGGGGCACGCCGUGAAGCGGGAUGUUGUGGCGGUGCUGCAGAAGAAGUACGGUACGCUGUACACGCAGGCGAACGUCGUGAUCAGCGGUUCGCACACCCACUCGACACCGGGUGGUUUCCUGAUGUAUCUGCUGUACGAUCUCACCUCGCUCGGCUUCGUAGCGGAAACGUUUAACGCGCUCGUGCACGGUAUCGCCCAGAGCAUCAUCCGGGCACACAACAACAUGGUCGAGGCGCGGUUGUACGUGGCCGAAACCGAGGUACUGGAGGCGAACAUCAACCGGAGCCCGAGCGCCUACGAGAACAAUCCACCGGAGGAGCGUGCCCAGUAUCGGCACAACGUGGACAAGGGUUUGGUGCAGCUGCAGCUGGUGAGCGCACGGGAUGAGAGCGUGGUGCUCGGUGCGAUCAACUGGUUCGCCGUCCAUCCGACCUCGAUGAACAACACGAACCGGCUGGUAUCGAGCGAUAACGUCGGAUACGCGUCGCUCCUGCUCGAACAGGAACAGAACGCCGGUGCGUUGGUGGGAAAGGGCGAGUUUGUCGGUGUGUUCGCGUCCAGUAACCUGGGCGACUCGUCGCCCAACAUACGCGGUCCGAAAUGCGAGAAGACGGGCCUACCGUGCGACGUGCUGACCUCGUCGUGCCCGAGCGGUGCCGGUGCCUGCUUUGCAUCCGGGCCUGGCAACGACAUGUACGAGAGUACGGCCCUGAUCGCCGACCGGCUUUACCGGGCCGCAUCCGAUCUGCUGGCGGCCCGCAACGGGCGCGAAAUAACCGGCCCGAUCGGGUACGCGCACCAGUACAUCGAUAUGACGGUGGCCGAGGCGUCCUACCAUGAUCCGGCCACACAGCGUACCGAGCGCGUCCGCGGUUGUCUCCCGGCCAUGGGUUACAGUUUUGCCGCCGGUACGACCGAUGGUCCGGGAGCAUUCGAUUUCCAGCAGGGCACGAUCACGGACAACGUGCUGUGGAAUGCGGUGCGCGAUUUCAUCGCCGAACCGACGCCGGACGACAAGGAGUGCCAGGCACCGAAACCGAUCCUGCUGGCGACGGGUCGGGCCCGCUUCCCGUACGACUGGCAGCCGAAGAUCGUACCGACGCAGGUGGUGACGGUGGGCGAUUUUGCGAUCGCCGCCGUACCGGGUGAAUUCACGACGAUGGCCGGGCGCCGCCUGCGGGCAGCCGUAUCGCGGGCUUCGGUGGCAGCCGGAGGACGCGAGCUGCAGGUCGUCGUGGCCGGCCUAUCGAACAUGUACAGCAGCUACGUGACCACGCCGGAAGAGUACGAGAUACAGCGGUAUGAGGGUGCGUCCACACUGUACGGUCCCCACACGCUGACGAUCUAUCUCGAGCAGUACGGUCGGUUGGUUGCUGGGGCGAUCGUACCGAAUGGGACGCUCGAACCGGGACCGACGCCACCGUACGAGGACGAUAAGCAGAUAUCGCUCACGACGGGCGUCAUCUUCGAUUCGCACCCGCUCGGCAAAGACUUUGGCGAGGUGAAGCUGCAACCGUUGGCGGAGUACGGGCGAGGCGAAACCGUGUCGACCGUCUUUAUCGCUGGCAAUCCGCGCAACAAUCUGAUGCACGACAAGAGCUACUUCACCGUCGAGCGGCUAAGCGGCGAUGGAGCGGCGGACGGUGACGAGGCGGUCGGUGCCUGGACUGUUGUUGCCACCGAUGCGAAUUGGGAAACGAGGUUCCGCUGGGAGCGCACCUCAACCAUUCUCGGGUUCAGUGAUAUUGAGUUCCAGUGGACGAUUGGUUCGGCCACCGUCCCCGGUACCUACCGCAUCCGGCACUUUGGUUACUACCGUUACAUCCUCGGCGGGGUGUACCCGUACGUGGGUAUUACCAACUCGUUCACGGUAUCGUAAACCGUGUGCGUACUGCUGCCACAUUGGUUAGCUUCGGCAUUCUAGAUAAUGGUGGUGCAGUCCGAUGAGUGGGUGUGGCGGAGUGCAGACAGAGCAGCAGAAGAAGAAGCGGACGGCACGGCACUGCACCUUUUUUUCUUUCCUACCAAAUAGACUAGUCAAUGAGUAGAGUAGUUAGUGAAUGUUAUUUUUAGACCAUUUAGUGACGGCAAUUUUAUUGUUAAAUACAUAAGUCGACUACUACACAGAGA
Anopheles darlingi is the source of this 3231-nucleotide messenger RNA. RefSeq names its product neutral ceramidase (gene CDase). NCBI's taxonomy places the organism in Eukaryota, Metazoa, Arthropoda, Insecta, Diptera, Culicidae. Gene Ontology annotation, molecular function: N-acylsphingosine amidohydrolase activity. The coding region runs from base 803 to 2980 and encodes 725 amino acids. Gene Ontology annotation, cellular component: extracellular region. Gene Ontology annotation, biological process: ceramide catabolic process; long-chain fatty acid biosynthetic process; sphingosine biosynthetic process. The record is from RefSeq and is a predicted model, not a curated record. The transcript has 4 exons.